AUGGGCAAAGCUGUGACCGCGCUAAAGAGCGCGCCCCGUCGGCAGCUGCAGGCGCUGGCCAUGGAGAUGAAGCUGUGUCGAGGCAACGCCAAGUCGGAUGUGAUCCUGAGCCACGCGCUGCAGUAUCUGGACGAGCACCCGCGCGACGGGGAGCAGCAGAUGCUGAACGUGCUGAGCAGCAUCGAGAUCGCGUCGUCACCCGCGGCCAAGACAGUGACUAUGAAGAGGGGCACGAAGCGUGAAGUGGAGCCAGAGGCAGAGCCGGAGGACCCGACAGUCAUUGAGGCUACGCGCGUGUGCAGGAAGACGAUGCAGUUGACGCCAACGGAUUCGAAGCCGAAGAAGACGCUGAAGCGAAAGCACUCGCCGUCGCCUAUUGCUGGUGACAAGUCGCCACAUACCUCUGCUUUAGCCGCUGAGGACACUUGUGGCGAAACCAAACAGGUGACGCCAACGGGUACGAAAAAGAUGAAGACGACAAAGAGCAAGCACUUGCCGUCUCCCACAGUUGGUAAGGAGUCCCCGCAAGCCACUGCGUCGCCCAUUGAGAGCAUUGGCAGGGAGAAGAAGCUGGUGACGCCUAUUGACACGAAGAAGAAGAGGAGCGCAACAGCAAAGAGCAAGUCGACGCCAUCUCCUGCAGCUGUCAAGAAGUCUCCUCAAGCAACUGUCAAGAAGUCUCCUCAAGCAAGUGCGUCACCCGCAGAGAGCGCCAGCAAUGAUGACAAGCUGGUGACGCCAGUCGAUACGAAGAAGAAGAGGAGCGCAACAGCAAAGAGCAAGUCGACGCCAUCUCCUGCAGCUGUCAAGAAGUCUCCUCAAGCAAGUGCGUCACCCGCAGAGAGCGCCAGCAAUGAUGACAAGCUGGUGGCGCCAGUCGAUACAAAGAAGAAGAGGAGCGCAACAGCAAAGAGCAAGUCGACGCCAUCUCCCGCAGCUGUCAAGAAGUCUACAACUACCUCCGUGUCCGUGUUGGAUAGCGCUGGCAGUGAUGGCAAGGUGUUGGCGUCUACAAACACGAAAACAAAGACAACGAAGGGCAAGCAGACGUCGUCAGCUGUAGGUGCUAAGAGGCCUUCCUCUACCACUGCAUCAUCCGCUGAAAGAUCGAGUCUUGGCGAGCAGCCUUUGCUUACGACAACGAAAGGGCUUGCGAGCAAUCAGAGACCAGUGCCUGCAGAAAAGGUGGUUGGUCUUAAGAGAGAGAAGCCUAUUCCAACCAGCAAGAAAGGUGCAUCCGUCGGCAAAACGACAGAGAUCGAGCCGCGUUCCUCAGUGGCAGCCCUUGUCGAGUCUACGGCUGAUUUGACAUUCAUCGGCGAAUCGCGAGUCCGCUGCUCCACUACAGGGCACGAGAUGGUCGCAGACGUGAACGUCAUCACCACGUACUUGCACGGCAAGCGGUACCAGAAAGCACGUAGGCUCAAGGUCUCAUUUGCAAAGUACGCGCCAAUGUUUGUGGAUCACCCGGACGAGCACAAGCCGGGCAUGUUGUGGUGCAAUGUGACCGACUCCGCCAUUGCUCGUGACGAAAUGCGCGUAAAGGACCACAUUGGCGCUUCCAAGUACCAGAAACAGCUACCGAUUUGGAAAGAGCAGGAGGCGGCAAAGGCGAAGAAGGCAGAGGAGAUGGCAAUGAAGGCGAAGAAGAAGGCGGCAGAGGAGGCGGACGAGACUCGUCGUCACGCCGCUCGCACGAAAAAGAUGGCAGCCAAGAAGAGGAAGCGAUCCGGUAAGAGAAACGGCGAAGAGGCAGUGGGGCACAAGCGACAAAAGCUCUCGGCCGUGACUGAAUCGGACAAGUAG
Messenger RNA from Hyaloperonospora brassicae, 1806 nucleotides. The record is from the annotation of a GenBank genome assembly. Lineage: Eukaryota; Oomycota; Peronosporomycetes; Peronosporales; Peronosporaceae.